Molecule: messenger RNA, 2156 nt
Organism: Onychomys torridus (southern grasshopper mouse)
Lineage: Eukaryota; Metazoa; Chordata; Mammalia; Rodentia; Cricetidae
Gene: Irf9
Product: interferon regulatory factor 9
Exons: 9
Coding region: 532-1725 (397 amino acids)
Biological process (GO): immune system process; regulation of transcription by RNA polymerase II
Cellular component (GO): nucleus
Molecular function (GO): RNA polymerase II cis-regulatory region sequence-specific DNA binding; DNA-binding transcription factor activity, RNA polymerase II-specific; protein binding
Source: RefSeq, a predicted model, not a curated record
GGUGAACAGAAUCUUGUUGGAAGGGCCUUCAGCAGCCUACUCUGCCCUCCUGGACUCCUGGCUAGAGGAAAUGAAGUGCUGUGGAUGCAUGGACAAGAGAGACCCUCCCCAUCUGAUCAUCUGGUGUCGGCUCCUCUGCUUCCUUUUUCCACUUCACUUAACUCAGCUGCUGUGUGAGAUCACCUGAAAUACAGCAAGCAGACACUUGGGAAGCACAAGAGUCUCCAGGUCAGAUCCGGAGACUAGCCUUCCUGAGAGGCAGCAGUGUCCAGGGCUCAAGGGAGUCCAAUCUGGGAGGAAGGAGUCCGUCCGGCCAGAACCCCCAGGCCCAGAGCCUGCUCUGUUGCUGACACAUUCUCAGAUCUGCUUCCCUCUAGUGGCAAGCGCUUGCCCUGCAGCCCAGACCACGUGAUUUCUGGGAAACGCACCUCCCAGGAGGAGAACUGAAACUUAGGGUGGGAACCGUAGAAAGGGGAGGAGAGAUCAGUACGGCCUAGAACCAGCCGGUUGUGGACGUCCUCGGCACUCAGGAUGGCCUCAGGCAGACCUCGCAGCACCCGAAAGCUCCGGAACUGGAUAAUAGAGCAGUUGGAAAGUGAGCAGUUCCCAGGGGUGCGCUGGGAUGAUGCGGACAAGACCAUGUUCCGGAUUCCCUGGAAACACGCGGGCAAGCAAGACUUCCGAGAGGACCAGGACGCUGCCCUGUUCAAGGCUUGGGCACUGUAUAAGGAAAAGACUAAGGAAGGGGAACUAGGAAAUGCGGCUGUCUGGAAGACUCGCCUGCGCUGUGCCCUCAACAAGAGUUCUGAAUUCGAAGAGGUUCCUGAGAGAGGCCGUAUGGAUGUUGCCGAACCCUACAAAGUGUAUCGGAUACUGCCACCAGGAGCCCUCCCUGCCCAACGAAGAGUCCAAAAAUCACCAUCAAAGCGAUGCAUCAGUUCUGUCUCACCAGAGAGGGAAGACAGUAAGGAGAAAGGGAGGACCGACUGGAUUGUAAACCACUCAGACAGUGGCUUUAGUGGAAGCAGCAUCGGCGGCAGCAGCAGCAGCAGCAUCGGCGGCAGCAGCAGCAGCAGCAGCAGCCCCGAGCCAGAGGAAGGGGCCUGCAUUCAAGAGGACCCCGUGUUCCUGGAGCAUCAGCUUCCUCUGAACUCAGACUAUUCGCUGCUGCUCACCUUCAUCUACAGUGGGCAUGUGGUGGGUGAGGUCCGAGUGCCCAACCUAGACUGUCGCCUUGUGGCUGAGCCCUUAGAUUUGGAGAGCGAGAUGCUGCAGGUGACAUUUCCCAAACCUGAUCCACCGGAGCCUAUCCAGCACCUGCUGAGUCAGCUCGAGAGAGGGGUCCUCGUGGCCAGCAAUUCCAGAGGCCUUUUUGUUCAGCGCCUCUGCCCCAUCCCCAUCUCCUGGAAUGCACCUAAGGCCCCCCCUGGGCCUGGGCCUCACCUGCUGCCCAGCAAUAAGUGUGUGGAACUCUUCAGCACCAGCUACUUCUAUAGAGACUUGGCCCAGUACUGCCAGGGCCAAGGCCCCCCACCCAAGUUCCAGGCCACACUGCAUUUCUGGGAGGAGAAGUCUGGCUCUGACCACACCCAGGAGAAUCUUAUCACAGUGCGGAUGGAGCAGGCCUUUGCCCGACAUUUACUGGAAACAAUUCCAGAGGAGCAGAAAGCUGCUUUGUUCCUGGUACAGAACCCAGAGCUCCCAUCUGCUGCUGUAUCACUCUGAUCCCCGAGUCUCCAUUGAAAUAGACUUGUUCUCCACCCCGCUGGUCGGCCUGCUUUUGUGAUGCUCUAUCACUGUGAUGAUCCAUCAUGGCUGGUAGUGCAAGGAUCAUGUUUAUCCAGUAAAUAAUUAGAUUGAGAGCCAGGCUUAUUGGUGAAUAUUUGUAAUCUCAGCAGUUGAGAAACAGACUGAAUGAUUAUGAGUUCAAGGACAGACCCUGAAGAGACUUCUAUUUACUUUUUUUUCAUCUCUAAGAAACAGUUCUAAAUGGUGUGAUCUCAGAAGGAAUUUUGCUCUCUUUCCAGUCCCUAACUCUAAAUCCAAGCACUUUAUAUUUCCUUACUAGAUCCUCAUUAGAAUUUAAACUACAAUUUAACUGGUGGGGUAGUGCAUACCUGUAACCGUGGCACAUGGGAGGCAGAGGCAGGAAGACU